This is a messenger RNA of Symbiodinium pilosum, 1245 nucleotides long. NCBI's taxonomy places the organism in Eukaryota, Dinophyceae, Suessiales, Symbiodiniaceae. The record is from the annotation of a GenBank genome assembly.
AUGCCGCAUCACCUCACAAGUGGUGCCUCACCCGCCCUGCAGCUGAAGGAGGAGCGGCGGCUCAAAGCCCUGGGCAUCCUGGACAGGGAGGAGGUGGACCUGAGCGCCCCGAGGUGUUUCGGCCGAGACAGGAAGCAAGGAGUUCUCUCCGAGACAGAAAAUACUGAAUGGAGCGAUUCAAGCUCGUACAUGUUUGGAGAGGCAACGAUGUCAGGGGGCAAGAGGCGCUUGGUCAUCAGGGGGCCAUUGAAGGAUUCGCUGGGAGUUCGACGGGGGCUCGUGUGCUCUCGAGCACAGGGAAGGCACUACAAUGCUUCGCGCGCCUUGCAACCAGGCGGUAUCCGCAUUGAUGAGGUGCUUCUAGGAGUGAAGCUGGCUUGCUUGGCGUACACUGAUGACCAGCGGGGAACACUCGAAAGCCUUGGUGGCACGAGGAAGGCAAUCGAAAUGAUCGCCGGGCCUGAAGCGCGGCGGCCCUUGUCGGAAAUCCUGCAGGGCCUUGGCUACACCGUCGACCGGAUCUUUUCACACCUUUCACUCUUCGGGAGUGUGCGGACUGUUGAUGCCCACGGAUUCAUAGCUCACAACGAGCAGGACGUGGUGAUAUCCUACAGAGGGACCACGGGGAUCGUGGAGUGGCUGACGGACUUGGCGGCCAGUCCGACGCCCUUCCAGCCACAUUUACAUCAGGAGAAGACUAGCUGCUUUCCGGCAGGUCGACAAUCCCAUCCACAGGCCCACCAAGGUUUCUACGAUGCCUUUCUGGCAUCGGUGUGUGAUCUCAACCAGAAGCUGAUGCCACAGCUGCGAGACAUAUCACGCCCAAAGAGGCUGAUAAUCGUUGGACAUAGCAUUGGAGGAGCCAUCGCAAUGGGAGCUCUUGGCUACUUGCUACAGGCCUUUAACUUCAUGACGUCCCCGCAUCGUAUACUUUUUGUUAGCAUCGGACAGCCUCGCUUUGGCGAUGAAGUUUUCGCUUCUUGGCUGGACAAGCAGAUCGGCGCCCUUCGACGUCGCGGCAAAUGCUGUGCGGUGCGGUUAGCACAUGAUUGCGAUGCGGUGCCGACGGUGCCCCCGUGGCACGGUGGCUAUCGGCAUGCCGCAAAGCUCUGUCUCCUGACCAAUGAGGGUGACUUGCUGAUAGGGCCCGAGGUUGAGGAGACUGAUGUCGGCAGCCUGGCAGAAGGAGUUGAUGAUCACCGGACAGACAACUACUUGCAUCUGCUGGCCAAUGUGACAGCAUGA